Haliotis rufescens (red abalone) is the source of this 1218-nucleotide messenger RNA. RefSeq lists its product as uncharacterized. The transcript has a single exon. The record is from RefSeq and is a predicted model, not a curated record. Lineage: Eukaryota; Metazoa; Mollusca; Gastropoda; Lepetellida; Haliotidae. The coding region runs from base 1 to 1218 and encodes 405 amino acids.
AUGGCUUCUAAUCAUCCUGGUUCAAAGCGUAGACAUAUAGAAUUAGGCUCAUCUGAUGAGACAGCUGCAAAUAUUGAUUCUUGGGCUCGUUUCCUUGUGAUCGAGGCUAAAGAUCAUGAACCCAUCAAACUGAACCCCUUUGCCAUUUCUAAAGCCAUUCAAGGAUAUUGUGGAGAGGUUAAAAACGUGACACGACUUCGCUCUGGCUCCCUUCUUGUUGAAUGUGUAAGGAAACAACAAUCAAUCAAUCUGUUAUCAAUCAGUCAAUUUGCCAAUAUUGAGGUUGUUGUUUCUGAACACAGGACACUCAACUCCUGCCGAGGCAUUGUCCGUGACAGGACUCGUUCUUUGUCGGACAUGUCUGAACAAGAAAUUGCUGAAGAGCUUCAAACUCAGGGAGUAUCUGCUGUUAAACGUUUCUCCCGCAAGAAGGACGAUUCAACUUUUGAACCAACGAAUACGUACUUGUUUACGUUUGCCAGAUCUUCUAUCCCACAAUCAAUUAAAGCUGGAUACGUCAACAUCGGAGUGGAGGUGUAUGUCCCCAAUGCACUCCGAUGCUUUAGAUGUCAACAUUUUGGCCAUGGCUCUAAGUCCUGUACUCGUUCUGUGGUUUGUCAACGCUGUGGCGACAACCAUGAGAGUACUGAUUGCCAACAAGCCCUCAAAUGUGCGAACUGUGAUGGCAAACAUAUGGCUUCCUCCAAAUUCUGCCCUAUUUGGCAAAAUGAAUCAAAAAUACUAAAGAUAAAGUGUGAAAAAAACAUUACUUUUGGAGAAGCAAGACAACUGUUCAAGUCUCAAUCACCACCUCAGUCGACACUAAAUUACUCUGCUGCUGUCUCAAAGCCAGUCCAAUCUUCAUCUGUCUCGUGUCAGACAGAGUUGACAUGGGUCAAAUCUGAUCGACCCCUGGCGACUGCUCCUGCCAUCGAGCAUGACAAAUCUGAUGCAAAAACAACAGCACCACCUUCAACUUCUCAGGCAGCGAGUCAGACUCCACCUGAACCAACAACAACUGCAAAUGUCAAGCGGUCAAAUCGGGAAAGAAAAAAGUUGGGUAAAAAACAAUUACCAAGGAAUCCCUCUCCUUCAGAGGUACCUCUUCAAAACUCCUAUAGUGCUCUGGACAUGGAAGUAACACCAUCGUCUGAGAAUUCUGGUAGGAGUUCUUCCUCCUCACUUUCGCGUGAGAGAUCCCCUAUUGAACCACCAUGA